ACUACUUACUAAUUAAAGCCUCUCCCAUCGGCAGCAAAUUAAACCCAUCUCCCGGCCGGCCAUGGCCCCAAACUACCCAGACGGCGACCAAGUGUCCGCCACCGGCACCACCGUCACAAAAGCCUUCCUCUUCCUCGUAUCCCUCCUCGUCUCCAUCCUCCUUACAACAACCCUCAAGAGGAAACGAGCCGCCGCCUCCAAGCCCCCGCCACUCCCUCCAACCCCGCCAUCAUGGCCGGUGAUCGGGAACCUCCCGGAGAUACUAUCCCGCACGAAGCCCACCUUCCGGUGGGUCCACGACGUGAUGAAGGAGAUGAACACCGACAUCUCCCUCAUCCGCCUCCCCGGCGGCGGCCCCACCAUCGUCCCCGUCCUCGACCCGGCCAUCGCCAGGGAGAUGCUCAAAAAGCACGACGCCGCCUUCGCCGACCGCCCCACUUCCUUCGGCAGCCACGUCAUCAGCGGCGGCUACUUGACCGCCGUGCUGUCGUCCUGCGACGACCAGUGGCGCAAAAUGCGGAAGGUGCUGACCUCCGAGAUCGUCUCCCCAGCCAGGCACAGGUGGCUCCAUGAAAAGCGCGCCGAGGAGGCCGACAACCUCGUCUUCUACGUGCACAGCCGUUGCAUGGCCGGGAAGAGCGUCGACCUCAGGGUCGCCACGCGGCAUUACUGCGGCAACGUCAUGAGGAAGAUGCUCUUCGGCCGCAGAUUCUUCGGGGAGCCAACCUCGGAUGGUGGGCCCGGGCCGAUGGAAGUAGAGCAGGUGGAAGCAUUGUUCAUCGGAUUGAAGUACUUGUACUUCUCCGGUGUAUCGGAUUACCUGCCGUGGUUGAGGGGAUGGGACGUCGAUGGAAAGGAGAAGAUUAGUAGGGAAGCGGAUAAGACCAUCAAAGCUCUCCAAAACCCUAUUAUUGACGAGAGGAUUCGACAGUGGAGAAGUGGAGAGAGGAAGGAGAUCGAUGACCUCAUUGAUGUACUCGUCACUCUCAAGGAUGACGUCGAUGGGAAACCCUUGCUUACACCCCAAGAAAUCAAGAGCCAGGCUGCGGAAUUAAUGAUGGCGGUGAUAGACAACCCAUCCAAUGCGGUGGAGUGGACGAUGGCCGAGCUAAUCAACGAGCCAGACCUCAUGGCGAAGGCCAUGGAGGAAAUCGAUCGAGUUGUUGGGAAAGAAUCGCGAUUGGUUCAGGAAUCCGACAUCGGAAGUCUGCACUAUGUGAAGGCAUGUGUUAGGGAGGCGUUCCGGCUACAUCCAGUAUAUCCAUUUAACGUUCCCCACGUGUCUACUUGUGAUACGGUCGUGGCUGGCUACCUCAUCCCUAAGGGCAGUCACGCCCUGCUUAGCCGUUACGGGCUUGGCAGGAACCUGAAGGUAUGGACCGAUCCACUCAAGUUCGACCCAGAUCGCCACCUUGAUGGCACCGGUGAUCAUAACAGUGUGGUUCUCGCUGAGCACGAUCUUAGGUUCAUAUCAUUUAGCACGGGACGACGUGGUUGUGUGGCGACAAUGCUUGGGACUUGCAUGACCACCAUGCUGCUAGCCAGGUUGCUUCAGUGCUUCACGUGGGCUCCAUUGGAGGAUGGCAAGGGCGCCAUUGAUCUUGCUGAAGCCGAGGAUGAGCUCUUUCUAGCCACGCCUCUCGUAGCGUUUCCUAAGCCGCGUCUGGCUCCUCACUUAUACCCCAAAACAAAUUAAGAACCCGUUUGUGUUAGGAAUAUUUAUGCGUGACAUCCUUGCGCAGAGAUUAUGUUCAUCUUCUUUGUAUUAUUACAAUUUUAUCAGAUGUCUUCGAAACAAUGCAUGUAUUGUUUGCGCAGAAAAUAUAAAAAAAAAACAAAGUAUUAUGGACAUUGCAUUCAUUGUAACUAUCCCAACCAAACUAUCACCAAAACCAAACGAACCCCUUAGUUGCUGUUAGUUUAUCAUAUUUUACUCAUAAAUUGUUAGAAAACGGUACACUUAAUAUUUUGUAGUUGAGAAAUCCCAUUCUUCUUCAAAAUAAUUUCAUUUUUAGUAAAGAACUCAUAAAUGAGAGAUUGGCAACUAAUCAUGAGGGGAUGGUGUAGUCAUGACGUGGCCACAUGGCGAAAACAAGAAAUUGAUCGAGCGUUGGAAAGGAAGGACGUGGCCGCUCGAGAAAUCAUAUAUAUAAAUACUAUCUUUGACCGGCCGUUUGGCCGAAUUACUUUAAUAUAUUAAUCAUGGAAUGGAUGAAGAGUUAGAGUAAAAAAACAUUUAUUUGGGUCGAACGCACAAUUUAAAUCUAUUUGAGUCCAUAUAAUUAUACAUAUAUAGAAGGGUUAUAAGUAUAAUAAUAUGCCCUUCUACUGUGAAAUUUUAUCAAACAUGCCCUCUACUAAUUUUUGCAUCAAACAUGCACUUAUACUUUGUAAAACUGAUCAAACAUGCUCUUAUGUUAAAAUUUGCAUAAAAAAACCAUCAACCAUGGUCGAACUUUGGUUUGGGCGACACCUGUCUAAAUAUUUCUAAUAAUUUCACUUUAGAAUUGUUUUGUUUCUUUUGUAUAGCCAAAUACCUCUAAUAAUUUCACUGUAAAGAGACCUGGAAAAAUAAAUGAGGAGGAAAAACUGACAUUUCACCCCCAAUUUUUUCUAUGUCGAGUCGUGCGAAUCUCAAUUCAACAAUGGCUGGCCGUUUUUUAGUGAAAAUUUUAACAUAAGGGCAUGUUUGAUAAUUUUUUCAAAGUAUAGGGGCAUGUUUGAUGUAAAAAGUAAUAGAGGAGCAUGUUUGAUAAAACUGCAUAGUAGAUGAGCAUAUUAUACCUAUAGUAGAGGGGAUUACUUUAAUUUACUAAUUAUGGAAUGAAAGGAGAGUUAGAGCAGAAAAACAUUUAUUUGGGUCGAACGCACAAUUUGAAUCUAUUUAAGUCCAUAUAAUUAUACCUAUAAAGAAAUAUAGAUCAUCUAGCUAUUCACAUUAAACCAAUUCACACCUUCAUUAUUGGUGUUUCCACAUUUAUGUUUGUUAUAGAAAAAAAAUUUGCAAAAAUUACAUUAGAGUUGAUAUUCAAUUUUUUUUUGUACCCGAUGUAAUAGGUCUAAUUUAGACUCAAACUAAAUAGUCGUUUAUUGGUAUGACCUUCAAGUGAUAUUACCAAAUAUGAUUUGACUGGUAAUAAAUUGGGUUUGGGAAGGAUGUUUUUUUGCAAUUCAUAGUGGAGAGAAUUUUUUAGGCCACGUUUGGCAUUAGUUGUUCAUUCACCACCACAUCCAACGCUAAUGUAUCACUUUUCUAUAAGACUUUUUAAUUUACUGCGAAAUGAGAUGAUGCAAAUUCCUUCAGUUUUGGGUUCAAAAUAGUAAAUUUGCAAUCACUUAUUUACAUAGUUUCCAUCUCCUACUUUUAAAUGUGUGAGAUUUAAAGUUUCUUUAUCUAAAUUUCAUAGCAAAAUAUGAACAUGUAAAAAUUGGCAGAGGUUAGUGAACAACUAAAGAUCACAAUGAUUGUAGCUUUAGUGGUAUGGAGGUAUAUUUGAGCUCAUAAAUCAAUUAACUGCAUCUCAUCUUUCAUUGAAAAUUAAGCGAAAUUUAGGGAGUCAUUCAUUGUUAUAUAAAAGUAUUUGAGUAAAAUAUGUUUGGAAACUAUAAUUGCAUGCAUUAGUAAAUAAUAGAGUUCUUAAUUGAUAUAAAUAAUAAUCGACGGUUGUGAUUCAGCGAAAUAUAUUGAAGUGCAAAAACCAAGUGUGAACACAGGCGUACAACGUACGACUGACGUACGUUAGCCUUUGCCAUAUUUAUAGAGGAAUAUAUUAUAUCUAUAACCCAUUAAAAAAUAUACUACAAAUUUGUUCAGUCUAAUUUGUUAUGACCAAGGUUGUCACUCGAUUACACCAAUGAGUCGUUUAAGCAAGUGGGUUAAUGAUUAAUGGAUGAAUUGGAUUAACCUGGUUAAGCCUAGCUUUACCCAGGUGAAUGAAAAUUUUAUUGAUUUCACAUGUAUUAUGCUUAGAUAAAUGAAAUUUCUAUGAUAAAUUUAGAUACAAUGACGAUUUAAUAUAACUUAUUCGUUGAAAUUGAGUUUCAUUUUUAUACUUUUCUCUCACUUGGAACUGAUGCUUUAAAAUGACGCUUUAAUCCUAAAUCUCUUCCCUCUUUCUUUUUACCUUUUUCCAUUUCAUUUUCUAGUUUUUUCUUUUCUUUCUUUUCAUUGCAUAUCAAAUUCCAUUCUCAAUGUUCUUACUCUUCUUCUCCAAUUCGAUUUCAUGUAUAUAUACAAAUGAGGACAUUGGUCUUUGUUAAUCACACCAAGUCUCAAAUCCAAAUAUAUGUUCAUCUAAUCUUGUGGGUUAUUCUUUGUUUGAGAUGUGGUUGAUUGGCGAUGUGACCUUGCUGCUGGAAGGAAAAUGGAAUUGACUAUUGAGGAACUGUGUUGGCUUUUGAGAUGAUUGAGACUUGUAUUGUUGUCUGGCGACAAUGUAGUCAAAAUCGCGCUUUAAAACUUAAAAACUUACGCUUUUACGUUUCCAGGUCACUAAAACGCUUAUACACAAAAUCCCAGUUUUUAUAACUUAUAUAGUUAAAAACUCCCCUUUAAAACUUAAAAACUUACGAUUUUACGCUACUAGAUCACCAAAAUGUUUCCACGUUGAAACUCGCUUUUGACUACAUUGUCUGGCGAUACUAAAAGAGGAAAAGAUAUUAUGGGAUAACCAAACACAGGUGGUUGAUGUAUGUUGCUGCAUGGGUCUUUGAUAAGGAAAAGGACGACAUGUCAACAAAGCUAGUGAUUAGAUUUGUUGAAAAUUAUGUCGGUUUGAAGUGACUCAGUGCUUAGAUGAGUUAGUUGAAUCAACUUGAUUUCCUAAUUCAACUGGUUUUCUUAGUUUGACCAAGUUUGGGUUGAUAACCAACUGGGCCUCCAACAUCCUAACAAAUACUCGGGUUUGGGCAAAACUGAUUCGCCCAACCAUGUCAAACUUGGGUUGACAAUCAAGCUUAUUAUUCUUGUCUUUUUUGGAAGAUACAUUGGUUCAAAUUCCAAUACUUGUUUAUUUUCUACAAAUAAAUAAGUUUAAUAAUUGUGAAGGCAAAUAUACCAUUCAUACUUUCGCUCUCGUUGUAGGAAUUUGAAACGGGAAAAUAAUUUUCUCAUUCCAGUCUUAUAUAUUGUAUUGUGUUUAGACGUAGACAUAUGUCAUUGCCCUAGAAAUUCAUUAACAUAUAAAAAAAUGGUGAAAUAAACCAAUAAUUAAGCUCAAUCUCGUACAAUGAUCAUUGGAUCUAAUCAUGUCAGAUUAGGAACAUGUUGAAAGCUUAGCAGUUAAUCCGACUAAAACGUUAAAAAAACCACUCCCAUAUAGUCUGCACUGUGCAUAAGGAUAUGAUUUCUUUAUAGUUAAUUCUAAAAAUUAAUACUAAUUUAAAAUUUUGACAUUGCUUCGACCUAUUUAAUACUCUAAUUUUAUAUGCAAUAUUCAACCAAGUGAUAUACGGGUUGCAAUUUUAAAGUUAUCCUCUGUUUAUAAUAUACAUUGAAAUAUAAAUUAAGUAUUAAAAUAUAAUUAAAAUAAUAAAAAAUAUGAAAGUUGAAGUAUCAAAUCACCUAAUAAGUACUUAUGAGAGAUUUAGUUGCUAGCUAACCGCUGAAAAGGUCUUAUGAUUUUUGAGAUUUUAGGUUUGUGUAUGUUUUUCUCUUAAAAGAUAUAACAAAUAUAUGUAGUGUGAUUGGUUGUAGCCAUUCCCUCUUUUAAAAGUGGCCAUGGUUCAAAUCCUCAUAUGUAUAUAUUUUUUUAUGAAUAAAUAAGAAAGAAAUAAGUAGUUGUAAAGACAAAAACGUCAUUCCUACUUUCACUCUCGAUGCAGGAAAUUUGAAAUAGAGCAGUGAGUUUUGGCUUUCACCUUUAAUAAUACAAGUGAUGUUCA
Linum trigynum is the source of this 5883-nucleotide messenger RNA. The record is from the annotation of a GenBank genome assembly. NCBI's taxonomy places the organism in Eukaryota, Viridiplantae, Streptophyta, Magnoliopsida, Malpighiales, Linaceae.